Mus musculus (house mouse) is the source of this 3213-nucleotide messenger RNA. RefSeq names its product predicted gene 10277. The record is from RefSeq and is a predicted model, not a curated record. The transcript has a single exon. NCBI's taxonomy places the organism in Eukaryota, Metazoa, Chordata, Mammalia, Rodentia, Muridae. The coding region runs from base 2480 to 3124 and encodes 214 amino acids.
GUCUUAUGUAGCCCAGGCUGACCUCAAAGUUGCUAUGUAGCUGAUGCUAAACUUGAACUCCUGAUUCUUUUGCCUCCAACUCCCAAGUGAUAUGAUAGAUUACAGAUGUACGCCACACGCAGCAAGAUCCCUCUUCCAAUGGCAGAGAAGAGACACCAACAGUGGAAGAAAACUCAGCCAGCUGAGUGAAGUGGAAACACUCAGCCCUGCCUUCUCUGGGACCCCCUCCUCUGCUCUGAAGCCAUGCUGAAGGAAGUACUGGAGGCUAAGAGCAAAAACAUUUUCCACAUGUGUAUUCGUGUUUUGUCUCCACAUUUGUAUGUGCACUACAUGUGUGCCUGCUGCUCAUGGAGGCCGGAGGAGGGCACUAGGUCUCCUGGAAUUGGGGUUACAGUGGUUGUAAGCUUGUGUGAGAUGCUAGAAACCAAGCCCAGGUCCUCUGCAAGGGUUACAGGGGCAGUCCCUAGGUCAUUCUCACACUAGAGUCCUGCCAGAAUCUAGUGGAGCAUGAGCUAGCAAAAGUGUCUAAGCUAACACUGAGGGGUCUCCAUGUGCCUGUGCAGUGUGCUUUGCUCCCACCAGCUAGGGAACGGGCAUUUCAGGUGGGGAUCAGGCUGGCACCCCUCACUUUCUCCAGUCCCCACAACCUAAACAAGAAACUCCUGUCAUCCCGAAGUCCUGAGGUCAGACUCGAGGCCACAGUACAUGGGACAGUGCCAGGCACAGAUCAGUGCUGUGGGGAACAGGGCUGUUUGCUGUUCACUGGAUUCCAGGAAGGCAGACCACAGCAGUGUGCGCCCAUCCCCACCCCCACCCUACCCCCAGCACACCCUGUCUCAAACACCAUAGCCCAGUUUCCCUCUUGAUAUCUAUCCCUUCUCCUUACUCUCUGCAUGUAUGUGUGGUGUAUGCACGUUUGUGUGUGUAUGUGUUUGCCUGUGUGUGCAGGCCAGAGGCUGGCGUGAGGCAUCUUCCUCUAUCAUUUUUCUGCCUUUUAUUUCUUUUAUAAAAUUUUUUUAAAGAUUUAUUUUGUUUUAAUUUCAUGUGUAUUUGUGUUUUGUCUCCACAUUUGUAUGUGCACUACAUGUGUGCCUGCUGCUCAUGGAGGCCGGAGGAGGGCACUAGGUCUCCUGGAAUUGGGGUUACAGUGGUUGUAAGCUUGUGUGAGAUGCUAGAAACCAAGCCCAGGUCCUCUGCAAGAGCUGUAACCUCUUCACCGCUGAGCCAGCUCUCCAGCCCAGUUCUUCUUUUCAUCAGGGUUUAUCACUGAAACUGGUGCUCGCUGAGGAGUUAGUCUGGCUGGCUAGUGCUAAGACUCCAUGAUCCUCCUGUCUGUGCCUCCCAGGGUUAGAAUUAUAGGCAUAUGCUAUACAUGUGGCUUUUUAUGUACUUACACUGAUCAAAACUAAAGUCCUCUAUCCGUUUACCCACUGAGCCAUCUUUCCAAUUCCCACUUCUUUUCUCUUCUUUUCUCUUCUUUUCUUUUCUUUUCUUUUUUUGGUUUUUCGAGACAGGGUUUCUCUAUAUAGCCCUGGCUGUCCUGGAACUCACUUUGUAAACCAGGCUGGCCUCAAACUCAGAAAUCCACCUGCCUCUGCCUCCCGAGUGCUGGGAUUAAAGGCAUGCGCCACCACGCCCGGUUACUUCUUUUCUUUUUAACCUCAAUACAUGCCCAAAUGAGUGGGGACUUGGUCCCCGCCUGUGUUCACCCUAGGUAACUGAGGCAUCUUCUCAGAAGGAUGAAAGGCUAUGUAUGCCAGGCUCCGCAUGAGCUGGGUCCCCUCCAGAGCCUGGAGUGUUGAGCUUUAGGCUGUUACAGCCUGGAGAGCCCAAGGGAGCGAGGCAGAAGACAACGCCAGCCGGGACUGGGCUUCUGCCGUCAAUUCUACAAUCAAGCCAGUUCAUUAAAGAGGGAGGCAGGAGGCAGCGCUCCACCGGCAAGAACCUACACAGGAGACAAUAUCAAACCUUUGUUUCUUGCUGGGCCUCUAGAAGGUUCUAUUUAAACCUCCAAAUACUGUCCAUUCAAUGUGAUGGGUCUGUGCAUGAGACUGGGUGUCACAAAGGGUCAUGACGUUCUCAAGCUGCCUGACAGUGCUGUCACCACUUGGCCUCUAGCCCAUGCCACCCAGGGCUGAGAGCUAGCUUUCUAUGGGAGCCUAUAGUUCUACUGAAAGCACGGCCUCCUUCCUCAUAGGACUGUCAGUCUCCUCCCCAAACACAGUGUGGCCCAAGCAGGUGCUCCCUGACGCCUGUCCAGACUGCACAAUGGCUGGGGGGUUCCCUGUGGCCUGCAGCCAUCUCUCCUCCCCACCCCCUCCUCCAGCGCCUAGGAUGGCCUCCAAGACCCACUGCUGUGGCCUGGGUGAGAUCUCCCUCCCCACAUACACCCUGUUUGCCACAGGGCCUGGCAGUGAAGUGGCGUUAGAGGAGGAAGUGAGUCAGCUCCUUACAGAAAUGGGAAUGGGAGGGAGAAGAAAUGAGAUCAGGGGACAAAGGGCACAGGAGCUGCAAAGGUCACCAAGAAAGGAACCAGGCCCUGGAAAUGUUGAGCAGACAGAUAUGGUUGACAAACUCAGGAGAGUCACCUCCUGCUGUGAGGGGGGGCAGUGGGACAGAGAACCUGGUGCUGGUAGGCAGGCCCCACCUGAGGAUGGAAUCUGAGGCUACUCCCCUUCCUGUUUCAUGUCAGGGCUGGACAAGGCAAGGCCUUGUGGGAAAGGGCCAGCCUCCUCUCUCCUCUGGCUUCCUCUUUCCACUCCUGACUUCUUCAGUUCAGGUUCCUCGGGACCUGGCCAAGGGAAGGAGAGAUCUCCAGAUCGGCUUGUCAGGGCUGAAAGUCUACCAGCCUGAGAUCCAAGAGUAUAGCAGUUCCCACAGGCCUGGUGCUCCUGUUGCCCUCUCUGGGGGCCUCCGUACCCAUGUGGGAGCUGUCCCCAGGCCCCAGCUGGAAUUUGUUGCUGAGACUGGAAGAGGUCCUUACCAAGAACCUUCCCAGGCUGCCGACAUUCCAGCACGGAGGCAGCCUAGGGAAAACAGCAGGAGGGAAGAGGAAGCCUGCAGCCCAGGCCGCAUUCCAACCCCUCAGAGACCUGCAGACAGCCAGAUAGGCACAUUCCACUAGGGUCUCCUGGACCGGACAUUGUAGGCUCCCUUGUAACCUAAAUCUCCAGUGGCUCAUGGGGAUGCCCCUGAAGAGGCAGCAACUGGGUC